AUGGCAGCUCCGCUCUCGGCAUCGCAAACGACGCCUUCGCACAGUGCUGUGCAUGGGACGAUGAAAGAGCUGCGUGGAUUCCUGGCGGACGGACGAGUGCCUUUGAGCGCUCGCGUCGCUGCGCGAGCGUUUGCCCUGGGCUAUACGGCCAAUGUUGUUCUCGAUGGGAUUCUUCCGUUGGCGCUACGCAAGAAGUCGGCACGCCAAGCACUCGGCGCUCUGGUCUCGAUCAAGUCGCUGCAAUCCGGAUCGGUGCUUGCGCUCUUCUCGGCACUGUAUCGAGCGCUGCUCUCGCGACUCACGACGCUGCGGCUCUCGCUGCUGUCCAGAGCGCGCAAGGUUGACGAGCUCGACUUGAGCAUCACGCGCGAUCGCAUCCGAGCAUCGCUUCUGCGCGUGCUCAACUCGGCAGGCUUGGUGCCGUUUACAGCAUGUCUGGUGGCAUCCUCGGUACUCUCGCUCUUCCCGAUCACGAGUGUACGUCGAUCUCUUGCGCUUUGGUUCUCAACGAAAGCUGUGGAGUCCGUGUAUGUGCACCUUCGCGCUGUAAAUUCGCGGCUGGUCAGUUGGGUGCCAGACUUUAUCGGCGGUGGAUUCUUUUACGCACUUGCGAAUGGUCAGCUAUUAUGGACAUUCCUGUUCGAGCCUUCGUGCUUCCCAGACUCUUACGGCAGAGUGAUCCUGGCUCGAAGCACGAGCUAUAUUCCACCACGACCAGCGACGUUGCCGACGUCCAUCGCUUGGCCUGCAUCCAGGGAUAUCGCAGAUACGAUCGCGGCACUUUCCACGCCGUCAGCUACGGCUGCUGCGUAUCCGGCAUUCAAGGCGCCGGUGCUAUCGGCAUUGACACCGCCCAAGUAUCCUACAUCAAAGUAUACGCUCAUCAACCCGGUGCUGGAUUAUGCACCCGCGCAUCCAGCGCACUCGAGGUUGCUGUGUGCCGUCCUACAUCCAACGCAGCCGAGUUGUCUCAAGAACUUGUUGAGUUUCUUUGCCACUGAAUGGCAGGCUUCUGCAAAGUUGGUCGCCCUCUUCACGGCUAUCAGCCAGCUGCUCUCGUACAAAAAGCUUCUCAACGACCCAGAAACGGCAUUGUUCAAGUUUGCACUAGCUGUGGUCCAGGGGGCAACGGUGAUUUCCGGUUCAAUCGGCACAGCAUGGGGUCUAACAUGUUUCUUCCAACAGUACCUGCCGCGUACCUUGUUCCCCAGAGCGAGGUAUUUCCUCAACGGCUUUCUUAGCAGCGUUUUCAUCCUCGCUGUGCCCCAAGCCAGGAGGGCUCAGCUGGGCAGCUACACCACCAGGCAGAGUUUGAAUGCACUCUGGGGUGUAGCUGAGAAACGAGGUUGGUGCAAAAGCGUCACGCACGCCGAUACAUUCCUCUUGAGUCUAGGCCUCGCUACCUUGGUCGCCAUGUAUGAAACCAUCCCCACCAGUGUAGACAAGAUCAUCGCCAGGACUAUGUCGUCGUUGGUCGGUUCUCCCGCUGCCCUCGAUCCCGAAAAGCAGAUGCACCUGAAAUGGUCCCCUCCCACCUCCCAAGCGCAGCACAAGCCCAAGUCCCUUUGA
Molecule: messenger RNA, 1569 nt
Organism: Mycosarcoma maydis (corn smut)
Lineage: Eukaryota; Fungi; Basidiomycota; Ustilaginomycetes; Ustilaginales
Exons: 1
Coding region: 1-1569 (522 amino acids)
Source: RefSeq, a predicted model, not a curated record